AUGGCAUUUGACGGCAAUGAAACUAGGCAGUUAAAUCAUGAACAGUAUUUGGAGAAUGAUGAAAAUGAGAAUGCGUUUUGUGGAAACAAAGAAACUAUUACGUUAAUAUGGUUUGAUCAAAAUAUAAAGCUGAAUAUGAAAGAUAUUCAAUUGACAAAAAAUAUGCUAAGAGAAAUUAAUGAUUAUGUUUUAUUUUUUGCUCAACUUGGUGAUUGCAUCUAUUAUAUCAAAUCAGUAAAAUCGGAGACAAUAUUUCUUAUUGUAUCCGGUAGUGAUGCAGACGUUUUAUUAUCGGAAAUACAUGAUCUUCGCCAAGUUGAUAGUAUUUUUAUAUUUUGUAUGGAUAAAUUAAAAUAUGAAAAAGCAUUGAUUGAAAAAGCCAAUUAUUAUAAAAUAAUCGAUAUUUUUAUUCAGCAAAAUAGCUUAAUUAAAAGUAUUCAACGUAACAUUCAAUUAGCUGAGAAACAAAUUAAUACUUUUAAUUUAUACAAUCAAAAUCAAAAAUCGUCGCGAAAUAUAACAAACGAAUCCGGAUCAUUCAUUUGGCAUCAACUAUUGAAAGAUGUUUUGCAAAAAAUGCCAAGUGGCGAUAAAAAUGCAAAAGAAGAAAUGCUGAAUAAGUGUCGCCUCUAUUAUCGAGGUAAUCAGAAAGAAUUACGAAAUAUUGAACAAUUUAAUAACGCAUAUUCGAUUGCUAACGCAUUAGAAUGGUAUACAAAGGAUAGCUUUAUAUACAAAUUAAUCAAUAAAGCUUUAAGAACAGAAGAUGUUGAAGCAUUGUAUACAUUUCGUUUUUAUCUCAUUGAUUUAUGUUCUCAAUUAGUUGAUAAACAUGAAUUGGUAUUGAAAUGCUAUAAAUUAUUAAAACUUUAUCGAGGAACGAAACAGACACAAGACGAAAUUCAACGUUUAAAAAAUAGUAUCGGUCACUUGAUACUAACCAAUGGAUUUCUUUCAACAAGUAAAAGUCGAGAAGUAGCCGAAAUCUAUGCUGGUAUUGCUGUUGUUAAUACUAAUGCUAGCAGCAAAAAUUUAGAAUCAAUUAUUUUUGAAAUUGAUUAUAACACAAGUAUUCAUCGGUCAAGUAUUGUUGCUGAUAUUACAUGCUACAGUCGUUUUCGAGAUGAACAAGAAUUUUUGUUUGAUCUUGGAACAGUCUUCGAGAUGCAAGAUGUUGCCUAUGAUGAAGAGAAAAAAUAUUGGAUUUGUAAAAUGACUCCGUCCGACAAAGGCUUAGAAAUAGCGAAAGAAUACGUCAAUUUUCAAAGAAACGAAAUGCAUGAUACAAAAUUGGAUAUUUUUGUUUUAUUCGGUAAUCUACUUUAUGAUAUGGGAGAAUAUAUUAAAUGCCGUCAUUACUUUGAAAAUCUAUUACAUGUUCAACGUGAUCAAGAUUCUUCUACUACUAUUGAUAUUUAUCGAGGAUUAGGACGAGCCUUUCUCGGAAUAAAAGAUUUUGAAUUAUCACGGAAGUAUUUGCAGCAUGCUUAUGAUUUAUGCAUCAAAAGUGAAUCAACUUCUUUUAACAAACUUGGCAUAAUAUUGAGCUAUAUAGGUUACACGUAUGAUUUUCAAGGAAAGUUUAAUACGGCUUUAGAGUAUUAUUUCAAAGGAUUACAAAUACUUGAAAGAGAUCUGAAUAACAAACGAUCCAUCGCUUAUACACUAACUAGAAUCGGUACAGCAUAUUACGGCAAAGGGCAAGAUGAUUUAGCUUUAGAAUAUUUAAAAAAAUCAUACAAAUAUCUUGAAAGCUCGGUACCUGAAGAUCAUCUUGAUAUGGCUGAAUAUUAUAAUAAUAUGUGCAUGGUUCAAUAUCAUAAAGGAUGUUAUGAUCAAGCCUUAUACUACCAAAUAAAGUCGUAUGAAAUUCACAAAAGAAUUUGCCCUGUUGAUAACCAUAUGCGUCUUAGCGUGAGCACGAAUAAUAUCGGUAAAUGUUAUUAUAAAAAAUGUCAAUACACACAAGCUAUGGAAUAUUUUGAACAAAGUUUAGACAUAGCCAGAAGAGUGUUGAAGGGUGAUGAUAAUUAUCGAGACAUGGGUAUGAGAAUAAAUAAUAUUGGAAAAUGUUUUUAUCGAGAAAAAAAUUAUUCUGAAGCCUUGAAACACUAUGAAAUAGUAUUAAAACUGAUACAAAAGGCUAAUUUAAACGAUCAUGUUGACAAGGCAUAUACACUAAAAAAUAUGGGUGAAGUUUAUUUGGAUUUAUUUAAUUUUGAUUUUGCAUUAAACUAUUUCACGGAAGCACUUGAUAUGUAUAAGAAGACGUUUAAUGAUUUAGAACAUCGUGAUGUGGCGAAGUGUUUACAUCUAAUUGGUCAAGUUUACUAUUGUAAAAACAAUGAUGAUGAUAAUGCUAUGUGUCAAGAUUGUUAUGAUAAAGCAUUAAAUAUAUGGAAAAAUGUUUUACCCGGGGAUCAUCCAGAUUUGGCAUUGUGUUAUAAAAGUAUGACUCUAUUUUAUUUACACAGAAAAUCAGAUUAUAUUGAAGCAGAGAAAUAUUUUUCAAUAUCCUAUCAUAUGUACAAGCAAGCAUUAACCGAAGAUCAUCCUCAUUUGAUUGAAAUGCAUAACAUAAGACAAAUGAUUUCAAAAUCUAGACGACAAGCAACACUGUCUAUGACGAUUGAUACUGUGCAAAUUAUUUUAUUUUUGUUUUUAUUUUCGAUUGUGCUUUGGUUUUAG
Molecule: messenger RNA, 2688 nt
Organism: Rotaria socialis
Lineage: Eukaryota; Metazoa; Rotifera; Eurotatoria; Philodinida; Philodinidae
Source: the annotation of a GenBank genome assembly